AAAGAUUACCUGACUGCACCAAACCCCACCCUACACUCGGGUGGGUAACUGAUCGCCCAGUCCAAAAGAAGUAAAGGAACCGGAUGUUUUAGGAUGUUGUUGAGUCACACACGGAUUAACCGGAUUAACACACUUUCACUUUUUAUGCAGAAAUGAAACAUUUGUGUAGCAUGAACUUUGGCACGAUUCCUCGAGUUUGAGUUAGUGAACUUUGCAUAAUGUGGCUGAACUAGUAUAAAUUUGCAUUGAAUGUUGUCCAAUCAAUACUUAAGGGGACGUGAAUAAGCCUCGACUCGGCUUCUUGAACUACUCUCGGACUGCACCUACACUCAAAGUACGUAGAAGCAAAGGAACCGGAAGUCGUUGCGUUAUACAUCGAUAAAUUCACUUCGUGAGCCUUGCCAUGACUUCUCAAGCAUCCAUGCGGAAGUAAGAUAAAUAUUCGCAGGUAUAUCAUUACAAGCGCAUGUUCACGGACUGCUAACAAAAUCUAAAAUUUUAUGAGUACGAAUCUUAGAUACUUCCAUCCGGAAAAGAGACGCUCUCUUAGUAAACAACAUGAGUGUGAACACCUACACAUUUGACGAAGUCUCAGAAUUAUGGAUGGAGCCAUUCUCCCUCCUGAUAAGCGACAUGUUCCCGGUUGAGUUCAUUUACACAGACUGGUACUGGUGGCAGGGUAACCAUGAGGCGAACCGAGAGGAUCCCGACUGCCUCAUGUCGACCGAUCCCCGAGAUCUCGAUACUGGCAGCCUAACCGAGGGGUUCUGUAUACCACGCUUCUUUCUUGCCAAAAGUGAUAAAGACCCAUUUGGCGAAGACCCAAAUGAAAAGGUGUACUGGCAACCGGAUAGGGAUCUAAUGAAAGAGGUUAUCAGUCAAACGACUCCAAUAUUUACAGUUGAGCAUCUCCAAGAAGAUCCUAGAUACGCCAAGCUGAAGCUGACAGAAGGAUGGAAAGCAGAAAAUCCAAGAUACAAAGGCUCGACAUAUUUACACCAUGCCUACCUUCUUCCAAUGACCUCAAUGGGGAAAGACUUUGACCGGGUAGAACAUGUUUUCGGAUUCGAAGGGGAAAUCCAUGGACCAGUUAGAAAGGUAAAGGGCUCAGGGUUUGGAGGUGUUCAGGAGACUGAUACUACUUCGGUUUUCAAAUAUCCAGAUGUAUGGCCUGAGCCAGGUAUGGAUUGGUUGGUGCGACCACGCCCAGGGGGAUGGCCUCUCCCUGAACUCAUCCAAGAGAUCGUAGAAUUAGGAUGUCACCUCGCUCCUGUUGGAAGGGGGAAGCGUACAGGCAAAACCUUAACUAUUUUCCAAUACAAAAAGAAUCCAGAACUCGCAGGUACAUCGAGGGAAUCAAAAGAAGGGCCAGACAACCAUCAAGUAAUGGAUGAAUUUGAAUGGAGGAUGUCAUUCUCACUAGCUGAAAACAGACUUGCCCAAAGUUUGACUCCCGUACAGAGGCACACUCUUGUUUUACUGAAGAUCAUCAAGAAGGUUUACUUUCCAGAAGUGAUCUCGUCUUAUUUUUUGAAAAAUCUGCUGUUCUGGGAGUGUGAGAAUAAUGGGGAAUCAUUCUGGAAGGGGACGACGUCAGGAAAGUGUCUAUUGCGCAUGCUCGACCGUCUUCAGGAUUGUUUUGAAAAGGGCAAUCUUCCUCAUUACAUCAUCCCAGAGAGCAACCUCUUGGCGGGCGAGAACCCACGCAUUCUGACAGAAGCGGUUAAGGUCAUAUUUGACAUCCGCAAGACUAUUCUGAGAAAAACAGCGAGCGUGAUUAUUAGGCUGCACACCACGUUUUAUUUCAAUCAUAUUUUCCUGAAAAAAUUGGACCUGGAACCAAUUUUUUCGAGCAUUGAGGAUCCUUUGAAAACAGUUGAAGGAGUGAGGGCUGCACUCAUUUCCAUUCAUAACAUUUUUAUUCCUAGGUAUGUAGAAGCCAUACAAAGAACAGCCAAUAUCGAUGACGAAGGAGACGAAGGUAUGAUUAUAGACAAGCGUAUUAUAACGCUAAUUUAUAUCUCACUUUUGGCAAGAAAUCUCGCUAAAUUGUGGCUUUUGGAAAGGCAUCAAUACAAAACCGAAUUCACUGCGUUUAUGAGAGAUACGAUUGGUGGGGAUCACUGCACAGAGGAACUGGUGUCCAUGGCGAGCGUGUUCUUGGAAUUAGCUGAAGACGACAAGGAUUCAAGCGUAAACAAAACCCAAGCCAUGUGGGAGAUCAAACGUUUACAAAAGAGAAUAAACGUAAAGAAUGUAGAAGAAGCCAGACAAGGAUUCGCUGCCUUGCUUGAAAUAAUUCGUAGACCUGACAUGGAAAACGUAACAGACAAAAUGAAGGGGGAUGUGGCCAACCUUGAUGAUGAAGACGAAAUUGCAAAAGUAUUUAAUAAAACAAUGGCUGCAAUACUCGAGGAGAAAGCUGCUGACCCUGAGAAUGCAGCACAGUUUGGGCUUCUUGGUGAGACCGUGCGGGUAAAUUGCGAUGUUUUAGAGAAGGACCAAGAGGAGCUUCGUGCAUCUGUCCAACCUCCCAGGUGGUUUCCAGAUUAACCAACAUCGGCAAAGAAUUAAAGGACAUUUGGAAACCAAUAUUUACAUUUAGAAACAUCUAAAGAAAUCCGACUAAAGAUAUGUGAUAAAUCAAUGUUUACUUUAAAAAGGUGUGCAUUAGCAUUGAUAGAAAAAUUGACCUUGAAGAUAGAUUACUAUUUAUCAACCCGUGAAAUUUAGUGUAUUACACUUAAUUUUAUUUUUGUUCAUUUAGCCAUUCUUUCUAACAGUCAAACUCUUCAUAUUAUUGAAAGUGAAAACAAUUUUCUACAGUAAAUGCCGUAAAUGAGGUUUUUAGGUUAAGAUUGGUACGUCUUUCACGACAUUACUAUGAGGCAUACAAACACAAAGCAGACACCUAGUACGUGUGUUUUAUAAUAAAAAACCUACAGCUACAAACGUACAAACUAGAAAACUAAUCAUAUUUACAUUUCACUAUUCACAUGAUUCAGUACCAGUAUCUAGGGCGGUUCCCAGCUUAUUAGUUCUGUAAUACGGAUCCUCUUGAUAAGGGGUUCACUCAGUAGGAAUGGGUGUCUCGUAUAUUUAUUUUAUUUUAUUUUAUGCGCCCAAAUGAAGAGGUGGAAGGGGUUUAAACUCAAAACUAGAUCUGAUAAUGGUGCUCAGUAUAAUAGAUGGAGUAAGAAGGGUACUAGGACUUAACCCCAUAAAAACCCCGAUGCCCUGGUAUUGAUAAAUAUGGAUAUUCAAGCUUUGAUCUUUCGCUCAUGAAAUAAAACAUGUUAGGAAGUUAGAA
Messenger RNA from Nematostella vectensis (starlet sea anemone), 3310 nucleotides. RefSeq lists its product as uncharacterized. The transcript is spliced from 2 exons. The coding region runs from base 559 to 2553 and encodes 664 amino acids. Lineage: Eukaryota; Metazoa; Cnidaria; Anthozoa; Actiniaria; Edwardsiidae. The record is from RefSeq and is a predicted model, not a curated record.